Molecule: messenger RNA, 1701 nt
Organism: Colletotrichum truncatum
Lineage: Eukaryota; Fungi; Ascomycota; Sordariomycetes; Glomerellales; Glomerellaceae
Molecular function (GO): monooxygenase activity; oxidoreductase activity, acting on paired donors, with incorporation or reduction of molecular oxygen; heme binding
Source: RefSeq, a predicted model, not a curated record
AUGAAAACGCUAACCGAAUUACACUUUAUCCAGGCGGUUUCCGCGCAGUCUGGGGUGUCGUUUCUCGUCGCCAUUGUUGUUUUGGCGGCGGUGGUCAAGUUCCUGGGAACGGCGAAACCGCCGCUGCCGCUGCCGCUGCCGCCUCAACCGCCUGCGCAGCUCGUCGUCGGCCAUUUGCCCGAGUUGAUUCGGCAGAAUGAGGCGAGGAGAUGGCAUCUGCGGUUGAGCGAGUGGGCGCGGCAAUAUGGGCCGAUUUUUGGGGUUCGGACGGGGUAUAUUGUUGAUUAUUACGUCAACUCUGACUUGCUUGUCAAGGAGCUGUUUGAUAAAAGGUCCGCGCAGACGGCGGAUAGACCUACGUGGAUCAUGUCGAGCCGGAUCAUGAAUAACGACUUCAAUGUGUUGUUUCUUGAUGCUAGUCAUCCGCGAUGGAAGAACCAACGAAAGGUGAUUCAACAACUCGUUACGAGUGUCCCGCAAGCUGAUCGGAUUGUGCCACUUUUGGAAUACGAGACGCUCAAGUUUCUCCGUGAGAAUGUUGCCAGGACUGACGGGGGCUUGGCUGGUGAGAGGUUGUUUAGGGCUAUUGAGAGGUAUACGUACAGCGCCUUCUCGACUGCGAUGAUGGGGAUGGAUAUACCUGAGACGGAUGAUGCCGUCAUCGACUUCAUAAUGGGUGAGUUUGUUGGUUUGUUUCGGGGCGUAGACACAUUUCCCGGGUCGAAUAUCAUUGACUUGGUUCCUUCUCUCGGCAAGCUGCCAUUAUGGCUGAAGCCGUGGGAGAAGAAAGGCCGCGCAAGAUAUCGCAGAGAUUUGGAUUGGGCGAUGAAGAGGUUGAAGGUUGUCGAGGACCGCAUGGACGAGGAUGCCCCUCUCAAAGAUUCGUUCUUUGGUUCGGUUUUGCAACACGAGGAGUUGAGAGGCGUUUCCUGCAGGGAGGAAUUGGCGAUCCUUGGUCUUUCACUCAUUGUUGGCGCUGCUGAUACGAGCCGAAUGACGACGUGGUCGUUCCUCGAAGCGAUGAUGAUGUACCCCGAUGUACAGGCCAAAGCCAAAAAAGAAAUCGACCGGGUCGUCGGCGACAGGUUGCCGGUUUAUGCAGACUUCAAUCGCAUCCCUUACAUUCGCAUGCUGAUGAAGGAGGUUUGGAGGUGGCGGCCGCCAGUCGCACUUGGGCAUCCGCAUAUCACGGCGCGGGAUACGCAAGUGGGGGGAUACCACUUGCCCAAAGGGUCAAGACUCCAUAUCAAUGCAUAUGCAAUCGGCCAUGAUCCUGCGAGACACAAGGACCCGGAUCGCUUCUGGCCGGAGAGGUUCAAGGAUGAUGAGACCACGACUAUGGAGAGCAUCAAUUCUCCUGACCCCACGAAAAGGGACCAUUUUGCUUUUGGUGCCGGGCGCCGUGUUUGCCCCGGAUACCACGUCGCAGAACGGUCGUUUGCCGUCGCCAUAAUGCGCAUUCUGUGGUCUUUUGACGUAGUCACGGCGCCGGGUGCGAAGACGCCGCUUGAGUUCUCCGACUAUGCGGCGGCUUUACCCGGCAACCCCGAUAGCAGCAUGCCUGUGAAGCUUCAGUACCGGAGCGAGAGUCGGAAAGAAGCCAUUUUGAAGGCGUUUGAAGAAGAAACAGCGGAUAGACCGGUGAAAAUGCCCCUGAGCAUGGGAGAACUAGCUGUUCUAGAUCCUUCUGAGUAUCGUUAG